Molecule: messenger RNA, 1935 nt
Organism: Odobenus rosmarus divergens (Pacific walrus)
Lineage: Eukaryota; Metazoa; Chordata; Mammalia; Carnivora; Odobenidae
Gene: THEMIS2
Product: thymocyte selection associated family member 2
Exons: 6
Coding region: 1-1935 (644 amino acids)
Biological process (GO): T cell receptor signaling pathway
Source: RefSeq, a predicted model, not a curated record
AUGGAGCCGGUGUCGCUGCAGGACUUCGUUUGCGCCCUGGACCUCGCCUCCCUCCCGCGUGUGCUGCGGGUCUGCUCGGGGGUCUACUUCCAGGGCUCCAUCUACGAGAUCUGUGGGAAUGAGUGCUGCCUCUCCACAGGGGACCUGAUCAAGGUCACUCAGGUUUGCCUCCAGAAGGUGGUCUGCAAGAACCCAGGAACGGGCCAGACCAUGGAAAUUGCCCCCAACUUCUCUGGCCACUUCAGCCCCCUCACCGGCCCUCAGAGCUACACAACCUUGGAGGAGUUGCUCUCCGCUGCAACCCAGCGCUCCAGGAAGCUGCCCAUUGGCUUCAUGUCGACACACAGAAUCACCACAGAGUCCAGGGUGGUGCCCAGGGACCAGCCCCUCCUGCUUGAGGAUGUGGAAGCAUACCAUGGGACCUACUGUGCCCGCUGUGUGCUAGACACCAAAACCCAGCAGUUCAUUCUACACCUGCCCCUCUCCCAGAAGGGGCCCUUCUGGGAGUGGCAGCCUGGCGCCCCUCAGCCCCUGCUCCAGGCCCUGCAAGACCCAGCCCUGAGCAACCGCCUCUUCACCUGCCCCGCCCUCCCCUGGCGGUCCCUGGUCCUGAGGCCCCAGUAUGAGCUCCAAGCCAUCAUGCACAUGCGCAGGACCAUUGUCAAGAUCCCCUCCACCCUGGAGGUCGACGUGGAAGAUGUCACUGCCUCCUCUCAACACAUCCACUUCAUCCAACCACUGCUGCUGAGUGAGAUCCUGGCCCGGGGAGGCCCCUUCCCUCUGCCCACGGAGAUCCUGGAAACUCCGGGGGGGCCCCCCAUCUUCGUCGGCCCGUGGGUAGGCUCCUUACAGAAAGGCCAGCGGCUCUGCAUCCAUGGCCUGGCCUCACCACCCUGGCGGAUCCUGGUCUCAACCAAGGGCCGGAAGGUGCCCAGACACUUCAUGGUCUCUGGGGCUUAUCAGGGCAAGCUGCGGCGGCGGCCGAGAGAGUUCCUCACGGCCUGUGACCUCCUGGGUGCUCUCCAGCCGGGCCAACCGCUCCGGGUCGUGGCCACAAAGGACUGUGAGGGCGAAGGGGUAGAGAGCCCCGGGUUCACCUCCCUGGCUGUGGGCGACAGGCUGGAGGUGUUGAGGUCUGGCCAGGCCCAUGGGGCUGAAGGCCAGGACAUAGAUGUCUUGGUGUGUCAGCGGCUGAGUGACCAGGCUGAGGAGGAGGCGGAGGAAGAGUAUGAAGAGGUAGAAGAUGAAGACCAGAUUCUGCUGCCCCUCUACUUCUCCAGUAGUUUUGUGGAGGAGAUGAGUGAUAACCGGCGCUACAGCCUGGAAGAUCUGAUGGCCCAGUUUUCACUGCCCUGCGAAGUCAAGGUGGUGGCCAAGGAGAGCAGCCAUCCUGCUGACCCUCUGCCCUCCUUCCCAGGCCUGCGGCUGGAGGAGAAAAUCAUGGAACCCUUCUUGGUGGUCAGCCUCGACUCCAACCCUAAGAUGUGCUUCGAGAUCCCUCCCCGGUGGCUGGACCUGACCGUUGUGGAGACCAAGGGGCAGCCUGGCCAGCCAGCUGGGCGCCCCCCGGUAGCCACAGUAGAGGAGGUGACAGAUGCCUUCUACUACACCCUCCGGCGGUUACCAGCCUUCGAGAAACAACCCCCUCCUCCUAGGCCCCCCAAAAGUCGGGGCCUCCGUGGGCAGAAGAAACAAAGUGGCAAGGACAAAAGUGCCCAGUAUUCUCAAGUCUCAGAACGGCAGCAAGCCCCUCUGCUCCCCAAACCCAAGAUGAAGACCCUGCCACAGAGUGCCAAGGACAGCUCAAAUACAUACAGCAAGAUUUCUGCCCGCAUGAAGGGCCUCAGGUACACUACUAAGUCCAUCACAGAAGAUCCAGAUAAUGAUGAACAUGAUUAUGAAGAAAUACUUGAGAAAUUUCGGAAUACCCUUUAG